UCACCACAAAUGAAGUUGACCCGGAGCUUUAUCAGAUUUCCAAGGAAAGUGCCUUUUGAUGACCACGAUUGAAUAUCCGCAAUGAUCCGCGCAGAAAAGGGACUUUUUCUGUGGAGCACAGGUGAGGAUUUCAUUUGAUUAUGGUCCGUCUAGCGUAUAAUUUGACAAGAUCAGAACCUUUAUAAAAGCCAAGAGACUUCAGCGAAUAUUAAACAUUUUUAUGAGAGGACUCCGGUCUACUGCUUUCUUGUGUACUUGUCUGACAACAUUUAGUUGAUUUGAUGAUGGAAUCGAUCCUUUGCUUCGCUCUGAUCGGAUUAUGUUCCAUCAGUUUUGUCAUUGCUGGUUGCCCUUUGCCUGGAGAUCUUCCCACGAAAUGGCACGGCAACGAUGUCUUCUUAUGUGCCCGAGUGUACGAGCACGCAGACCACCAGGCCCACAGAUCAUGCUAUGGCGCACAACGAGAUAUCCCCAGUGAGGGAGACUUUGCCGGUGCUAGAAGUGACUGGUGGAACGACCGAAUAUCUUCAGUCGUUGUUCGACCUGGAUGCCGCCUCUCCGUGCACUGGGACACAAGAUUUCGUGGAAGCGCGUUCCAUCUGAACAGUGGGGUUCAUAAGCAUCUUCGUGGUUGGAAUGAUGAGAUCUCUUCGUGGUCUUGUGUGUGCGAGUACACAAACGCCCCAUUGAUGUGUACCCCUACGGAUUCGUUUAGGACAUUAAAGAGUUGUCAAAACCCAGGGAGCUUAGAAAUGAAAUGCGAGUAUUGGGCACAGAAGGGGUUAGUCUUAGGAAAUUCUGUUACGAACGGAAGAAGCGUGUCCACGACCGUUGAAGCGACAGUUGGUGUGACUAUUAAGAAGGUCUUCAGUGCUAGCCUGGGCGUUUCACAUACAACGUCGUACGAUUGGUCCCAAACAAGGAGCACUGACUACAGUUCGGUAGUCACGCACAAAGUCUCGUGUUCUGUACCAGCGGGUCGCCGCUUAGAUAUUCGACAAGUCAUUGGCGAAUGUGGCGAUACGAAUGUGUUCACAGGACAUUAUGAGUGUCGAGACAGCGAGAUUCCAGACGGAGCAAGCCAGAGGGAAAAUCCCGAAAAUCCAGGGCAGUCCGGAGGCCCGUCUACUUCAUACACAGCAGUGGGUUGCUACAGGGACCAGACAGUGCGUGCAAUAAGUGGUGGAUUUGUUACCUAUCAUCAACCGAUCGCCAGUUGUUUCGAGAGAAGCAGGCUCGCCGGGAACGAAUACUUUGCUAUCCAGGCCGGUAACCAAUGUUUCACUAGCAGUGAUGCUGGUCAAACCUACAAUCAGUAUGGUCCUUCUGACGCCUGCCAAGACGGUAGAGGAGGCAGUUGGGCAAUGACUGUCUAUCGCAUUAAUCAAGGAAAUCAGGGACAAAACCAGAGAGAAAAUCCAGGGCAGUCCGGAGGCCAGUCUACUUCAUACACAGCAGUGGGUUGCUACCAAGACCAGGCAGUGCGUGCAAUAAGUGGUGGAUUUGUUACCUAUCGCCAUCAACCGCUCGCCAGAUGUUUCGAGAGAAGCAGGCUCGCCGGGAACGAAUACUUUGCUAUCCAGGCCGGUAACCAAUGUUUUACUAGCAGUGAUGCUGGUCAAACCUACAAUCAGUACGGUCCUUCUGACGCCUGCCAAGACGGUAGAGGAGGCCACUGGGCAAUGACCGUCUAUCGCAUUAAUAAUUAACCCAUAUGGCAUCUGGCGAUGCAGGAUUUCAUAGGGGGGGGGGGGGUGCAAAUAAAAUCCGUCACUUUCAUCUGCCAUAAAUAUUUUGACAAGCAAAAACGUGGGCGUGGUAAAGGAUUUAACUAAAAUCGAAUGAUCAUAAUUGCUUUACCCAAAUAAAAAUCUGAAAAAGUGGAUUUUUUUUUCGAAAAUAGGUUUGUUUCCGACCUCCUAUCGCAGGGUACUGAUUGUAUACAUCUUUUAGAGGGAGACGUGAUACGCAUACCCCACCCCAAUCCUUUUCUGGACUCGAGCUAGCUUAUUGAUGGUUACUUGAUAAUAAUGAUAUAGUUAUUCGUCAAAACAUGGGCAAUGUAUUUAGUAUUUCAUUUUGACUUUUGGUGGGCUCAAAUCAGGACCGCUAAUUCCAUAGAGACUCACGGUCAUUUUCAUGGAAACUUGAUCGUUAUUGCAAGUUGAGCCAUCUUUUACAAUGGUCGUUACCAUAAUGGUCAGUAUUUUAUGAAACGGGUCCAGUAGAUGUUGCAUAAUAUGGGUGAGGUUUUUUUAUGUACAUGUAUAAUAUGCGUAUUUUGUGUAAUAAUGUCUACUUGUCAUAUGCCAUUUUAAUAUGGAUUUUAAUUGCGUAAUUAAUGUUUGAUUGCUUGAUUCCCAUAAAUAUUUUAGUGAGAAUAACCAUAUAUCUUCCUUUUUAUACAUUUCUUAUCUUUUAAGUCCAUUGAUAGUUUUAACACAAUUUUUUAUCAUCUAUGGUGCAUAAAAGUUCCGUCCGAAAAUACUUACUUUGAUUGAAUUGAAAAUUUUAAUCAUUACAAUAACUUGAAGAAAAAAAAAUAGAUUGACUUCUUUUCUUCGGUAUAGCGGCCCGUAUGUGCAACGUCGUCAUAAUAUUGUACUUUGAUCCAUAUCCACUGUAUUUUGUAAUUUUCAUAUUAACUAUAUCUUUUAUAUAAAACAUUUUGACAUUUUCCUUUGUCAUCUGGUCGGAUAUCCUUCUAUUAAUAAAUCAUUCUUACUCGCGUUAAUAAA
Messenger RNA from Lytechinus variegatus (green sea urchin), 2738 nucleotides. RefSeq lists its product as uncharacterized. Gene Ontology annotation, biological process: exocytosis. The record is from RefSeq and is a predicted model, not a curated record. Lineage: Eukaryota; Metazoa; Echinodermata; Echinoidea; Temnopleuroida; Toxopneustidae. Gene Ontology annotation, cellular component: secretory granule membrane. The coding region runs from base 282 to 1709 and encodes 475 amino acids. The transcript has 4 exons.